Molecule: messenger RNA, 1980 nt
Organism: Pedinophyceae sp. YPF-701
Lineage: Eukaryota; Viridiplantae; Chlorophyta; Pedinophyceae
Source: the annotation of a GenBank genome assembly
AUGGAUACGGGGUUCGGAAACGUUCUCGUGGUGGACAACAUCCCCGUCGUGAACGAGGAGAAGUCCGGCAAGCUCAAGGCGGUGCUGACGAAGAUCUUCUCGGCGGCGGGGAAGCUGCUCGAGAACGGCCUGGUGAUGCCGAUGGGCGCCAACGGCAUGUCGCACGGGUACUGCUUCGUGGAGUACGAGAACCCGGAGAUGGCCACGAUGGCGCAGCGCCAGCUGAACGGCUACAGCCUCGACAAGAAGCACACGUUCGCAGUCAACUUCUUCAACGACCUCGACAGGUACAAGAGGGUGCCCGACGAGUACCAGGUGCCGAGGGGGCAGGAGUACAAGGCGGUGGACACGAUGCACAGCUGGCUGCUGGACGCCCGCGGCCGCGACCAGUACCUGAUGCGCUUCGACGCCAACAUUGCCGAGGUGUCCUGGAACGACGCCAAGCGCGGGUCGCGCGAGGUGGUGUUCUCGCGCCCGGGCUGGACGGACGGCGUGGACUGCGCGAUGUGCUUCUCCCCGCACGGCAACAUGGUCGCGACGCUGCACGAGAAGGGUAUCGCGGUGUGGGGCGGCGAGGACUUCCAGCGUCUGCAGCGGUUCGAGCACCACUACGUCAAGUGCAUCGAGUUCUCCCCCAACGAAGAGUACCUCGUGUCGCUCUCCGCGCGGGUCCACCGCGACCGGCCGGCCAUCGUGGUGCGGGUGUUCCACACGCUGUCCGGGAAGCUCCUCCGGGAGUUCGAGGGCUCGUACGCGGACAUGGGUCUGCCGCUCCCCGAGCGCGGCGGCCCGCUGGUGAUCCCGCACAACCCGUUCAAGUGGCUGGGCGGCGCUGAGGACAAGUACAUGGUCAAGAUGGGCAACGGCGUCGUGUCCGUGUACGAGGCGCCCACGAUGCAGCUCCUCGGGAAGCAGUCCAUCAGGCUCGAGGGCCUGCACUCCUUCUCCGUGUGCCCGUCGGAGCCCAUCAUUGCGUGCUACCAGGAGGAGGGCCCGAACCGCCCAGCGAGGGUGGUGUUGAUCGGCAUCCCGGAGAAGCAGGAGAUCCGGCAGAAGAACCUCUUCAGCGUGGACACCGUCGACAUGUUCUGGCACCCCCAGGGCCACUACCUCGCGGCCCUGGUCCGCAAGAAGUCCAAGACGGGCAAGUCGACGACCUCCAACUUCGAGUUCUUCAGGUUGAACGAGAAGGGCAUCCCGUCCGAGGUCAUGGACCUGCCCGUGAAGACGCACUCGUGCACCGCGUUCGCGUGGGAGCCCAAGGGGUCGCGGUUCUGCAUCGUGCACGGCAACGGCCCGCGCCCGGACGUGUCGUUCUACAACAUGGCCGGCGGGAAGGCUGGCGUCUCGCAAGUGGUGCACGUGGGCACGCUCAAGAACAAGACCGUGUCCCACCCCGUCUGGAGCCCGCAGGGCAAGAACAUCCUGUUGGCCGGUCUGGGCACGAUGGGCAACGGGCAGCUGGAGUUCUUCAACGUGGAGGAGAUGCAGACGAUGAACCUGGCGGAGCACUUUAUGUGCACGGACCUGCUGUGGGACCCCACGGGGCGGUACCUGUGCUCGCUGGUGGACUGCAAGAUGAACCAGAUGGAGAGCGGCCUGACCAUCUGGUCCUUCUCCGGGCGCGAGCUGUACCGCGAGCCGCGCGAGGCGCUGCUGCAGUUCCAGUGGCGCCCGCGCCCCCCGACGCUGCUGAGCGCGGAGGAGGAGAAGCAGGUGCAGAAGGACCUGCGCAAGUACACCAAGAAGUUCGAGCUGGAGGACCAGGCGCUGCUGAUGCAGGCCUCGGACGAGGUCAUGCGCCGCCGCAAGGCGCAGGAGGACGAGUUCCUGGAGUGGCACGCCACGAAGCAGCCCCUGCUGGACAAGGUCAAGGAGUUUGUGCGCGCGCAGUUCCCGCACUGGCUGGUCGAGGGCGAGCACACCGUGGAGACCGUGACGCGCGAAGAGAUCAUCUCCGUCAAGGAGGAGACCGUGUGA